This is a messenger RNA of Mesocestoides corti, 7104 nucleotides long. Lineage: Eukaryota; Metazoa; Platyhelminthes; Cestoda; Cyclophyllidea; Mesocestoididae. The record is from the annotation of a GenBank genome assembly.
AUGGGGUCAGCUGAUGAGUCUUUUGACAUGACAGCCUCCAGUUUAAGUGGUAGCGGUGAAUGCGGUCGGACCGGCACUGAUAUCGAGCGACUUGCUUUGAGGAUCAGUCUAGCUGAUGUUGACGAGCAAUUCGAAAAAGUAAUACAGAAGUCCCUAGUUUUUAUAUUGCGGUAUUUGGCAAAAUAUGAGGACCACAGGAAAAAGCUUUUGGAGCUUCUUGGGGACGUAACACGACGUUUAAAACGGCGGCCUGCAAUUCAGCUUCCAGUGCAUGAGCUUUUUGUGGCCUACAAUGAUCCUGAAAACUCAACAUAUCUGACCAAUUUCUCCCAUAUGUAUAUUCGUUUGGGCUAUCCUCGCAUGCCUAUCACGGAACAGAUCUGUCUUCUUCCAGUGCUGUAUGCAUCACUAACAGCUAAUAAACCCAUCGUCCAGCGUGAUGUUCUCCUUCAUUUAACUCUCCCAAUCAUUGGUGGCGUUCCUGCCGAUACACGCAAUCGAUUAGAGUUGGAACUUCACGAGCUUCCUGCGCAACGACGGUUCAUAAACGAAUUUUACUCACUAGUCCUACUGCUCCCUUAUACCUUCGAGCGCCAUAUCCGUUUUGAUACGACCUCUGUAAUUAUCCCAGAAGGGUUCAAUGCGUACGAUUACAGUCGCGUUGCUCACGAACGCUUCUCUGCCAUUCAUUCUGCCGCAGAUCUUGAAAAGUAUAAAGUCUCCAUCGUGCAAUUUUACAGCCGUGGAUUUUUUCCGGCAGAUGAAAGUAUCGUUCCUCUUCUAUUCGCUGAUGCAGAUUCCCGUCAUUCAGUUGUUUCUGCGGCCAACAAAGAGGUCAGGACCUUGAGCGUCCUCGUUGAUUGGGAAGAUGAAGCUCUCUUAUCUAGAAUAUUCGACUGGUAUCUUGGCAGACGCCGUGAAUUUGAUCCAAAAGGUCGCUCGGAUCGUCGUCAAGCUCUGAGUCCAGGUGUUCGAAUAAAACUGGGUACCUUUCUUUUGCGGUCACGAAUCACCCUUACUGGUCCCCUUGCUCCCGAUCUUAUUGAAGCUGCGGUGCUCAGUUUGAAAGCAGUGACAGCUUAUAGCGAUACCGUUAAACAGUCUCUAUUCCCACAGCAACAGCAGUCACUGCAUUCCCUCCCCUGUCCCACACACGGUGCAAAUACUACGGACCAACAACAGCAACAACAACCGUCGUCAGCUGUAGUGAAUCCCGCAAUUGAAUCCAACCCAACUCCCUCCUCUGUUACUCCUGGAACAGCCAACUACCGACCGGGGAUUAAUUCUCAGCGCCGACUUGCUAAUCAUGGACUCGACAUGCUUUCUCAUUUGUUGGACAACGCAACAUCUAUCCCAACUGAUGCGUCUGUUAGGGCGCUCGGAGGUCUUAUCGAAUUCGUCUACGAGGGCACCACCGAUGAGCUUGUUCCUGCGAGAGCUCGAGGCUUUGAAUUGCUUUCCCGUUUCUUAGCUCGUGAGCCGAACUACCUCCUUAAGGAUCCCACCCAACUACCACGCCUUUUCGAUGACAUAGCUCCGGACUUGAAAGCGGCAGCCGCUAAUUGCCUCCGUCGUCUAGCCUUCACCUUCCAAGAGGCGCAACGGCAGAACUACCCCGCUUUGCGACACCAACUGGCCAAGCUUGAACGCCUCCUCUACGAGAAUAUGGAGCGGCCGGACCCUAUUAGUCGCCUAGUAGCCGUCCACUUCGCUGGUAUCAUCUACCCAGCUGACCACAUUCCAACUCGUUAUCUCAUUCUUCAAGCUCUCGGUGAUAAAGACCAGCGCGUUCGAAAUGAAGCCCGAGUGGUUUUUUCCAUUUUCCUCGAUCCUAACAUCGCCAACGACAUUGUGUAUGGACGCGUCAAACUGCCCUCAUUUGUUGAAUUCGUUAACCACGUUGUUCAAUUUAUUCGCCUCUGUUUGCUGGCAGUCAAGGGAGGCCUGACCUCGGCUCAGGAAAAGGAGAUGCUCUACGAGACUGAUGAUGAGAUUCGCUAUCGCAUAAACCAGAAUGUCCGCUACUUUCUCUCUGCUGCAGCCUCGAGCAAGUCAGACACUUCAUCUGUCGCCGGCAGUGAUGAUUCCAGUGGCAGCGUUUCCGCCUCUCACUCUGGCUUUACGACGAUCCCGAAUCCAGACCAAGCGCGGCGCAGCAUUGCGACGUAUUUUCGCCUCAUCCACGUGGUAAUCUUCGCGCGUUGUCAGACUUCUCGCGAUUCUCCAGAAUUCCCCAAUUUCUUGGAGGAGGUUUUGAUGAAUAAUACUCAAGACCUAAUUGCAGGUGGGAAAACAAUCUUCGAACAGAUGAAUAGCAUGUUGCUGGGAUCUGCCCGUGGGGCUAAUUGUCGUCACGCGUGUGCUUCAAUCUACUCAGUGGUCACCAUGGAGACAGAGAAGCCUUCGGAUGCGUUACAGGUAGCUGUGGGAAUGCUCGAGAAGAUUCCGAAGGACGGGCCCGUACUCGGAUCAGAGGAUUCCCACGUUGUCCAGGGCAUGAUGAUGGGUGCUGCCUACCUGCUCAAACACCUCCACGACAAGCACUUUUCGCAGCCGACAAAUAGCUGCUCCUCCACACUGGGCGCUGAGUCAGGCGGUGGCGGAAAGUCGAAGAAAUCGAGAAAGCUAGAGAACAAAAACAAAUCGCAACUUCAGACCGGCAUAACCACAGCCAUUGAACAAUUUCUAACUAUUCUCGACGUCUUUCUUGUUCGGCCUGUUUACCUUCUCGAUAAGCCAGUCGGACGGGGUAAAGAGAAGCAAAAUCAACAGGAAAAGGACUCGAAGCAUGGCCUCCGCUAUAUAAACGCUUCCGUCGCUCAAUCCACAGUAACCGCACUCCUUGAGGCCCUGGCGGUACUUGGACAGGCCGGUUGUUUAGCUUACCUGCCUUCAGGUUCCUCGGUACCCACCAUCGACUCGACUAAUACCUCCCCUCUUCCUCCCUGCGGCGCGAGUAAAGCCAAUCUCGUCGCCCGCGUUGCCCUCUACCUCACUCUUGCUCCAUCCAAUGGGACGAAUUCGGCAGCAACCGUGGCUGGCGAGCAGCAACUGCCGGUCAUGGCUGGCCAUCAACGUGUGUGGUUCGCCGCGUUAAGGACCCUAGCUGGUCUCUGUACAGGAGAGCCCCCAGUUAUAAAUUCACCGAAAGCAGGGAAGAAGGGAGGUGAAGAACACGCAUGUGGUAUAUCUGUACACCCCCAUCUGAUGUACAUAAUCAAAGCUAUGUCGAGUAUGGAAGAGGUACGGGAUCCGGCUCUUCAGUUAGCAAUCGGCGCUGCCAUGGCCGAUGCCCUGUUAGGCGCCGCCUCUCCAUACAAGGGUCUCUGGUACGAACGCACCUAUCCUCUCCGUGUACCUCCAGGCGCCUGUGAGGAGGCCUCGAAGUCCCCUGCUGGACGCUGGCUUGCCGAGCGUUUCGUCAGUCUGCUCACACACAAGCCCGGCCAAAUAAAGCCGCCACCCUCGAUGCUUGCCGUUGCUCUUUGGGCACUUGCUAUGGCCAGGCGAUUCGGACCUCCGCCUACUACUCUUCUGCCUCCGGAGCUGUUUAUAAAUUUGCUUACUGAAAAUGAUGAUUCCCUGCAGUGUGUUGCAGCAAGUGUUCUCGGACUGAUUUAUGAUCGAAGUGGUGAGGAGGCUCGUGCAGACCUGGUAAAGAACCUGACCAAAGUAAUCACGGACAUCAAACGCCCCAAUACUUCCGUCUUCCGAGAACUCUGUUCCUUGGUUCAGCAAAUUGGUCGUGCCGACCUAGCCCUUCCCCUAGUCGUUUUGGCGACCACUCCACUGCCACCAACUGUGAAUGCCUCCUUCCUCUUCCAGUCUGUCAAUGCUCUCGACCACACCUCUCAGUCUUCAUCAUCGUCUUCUCCAGCCACCCCUUCGACCCCCUGGUUGGCCCUCUGUGCGGUUGCUUGUGCGGGCCUUGUUCGACGUCUUGGUCGCUCAUUAGCUCCCGCAAUACCCCGACUCGUACCGCGAGUCUUUAUUCGACGUUACGAUAUGGCACGACCUCGUCUAAGAAACGCUGUUCAAAAGGUCUGGCUAGGUCUCAUCCUCUAUGCCACUCCAAAUUCUUGUUCGAAUAAUGUGGCGGCAGGAGCUAGCGCUGCUGCUUCCACGGCCACUAUCCCAUCAACUGAGGAGAGCGCUAAUGGAGUUCCACCCAUGAAUUUGUCAAUCAACGCCAUGGCUUCAGACUUGGUUGAGGCUCAUUUCAACGCUAUCAUUUGUGAGAUCAAGACCCAACUAGGCUUCAACGCACCCUCGGCCUCUACUUCCCCAACCACUUCCCCCCAAUCAUCGUCAUCGUUGAGUUCGACGACCCAACCUCCUCAUUCAGGCACCACGGAUCAAAAUCUCCGGGACGCCUGCUGCCUAGCCGUUGUCGCUCUGACCGAACACCCGUCUGCUUACAAGCAGUUCUCUGGUCACCUUCCUUCCCUUCUCUCAGGUUUAAUGGCUCUUGUCGAUGAAGAACAAGCCUCGAAUAGCGCUGAAGCCUCGCAAUCUGCCUCUCCCGCAGAAAAGGCCGCAACGGCUGUUCAAAAGUUAGUGAUUAGAGCCUUGGACGACCCAUCCUGUCGUGAAGUUGCCACAGGUCUUCUGCCUCGCCUUCUUCCUAUCCUGAUCAACCGCGCCUUGUCAACUGCUACCGCUUUCUCUGCGGGUGGGACAACUUCCCCGGCUGAGUCACGUUCCUUGGCAUUGGACCUCCUCCUCGCGGCAGCCCGGAUUGCCCACCCAUCUUCGCUGAGACCUGCUCUCCCUCAGUUGACCAUCGCUGGUCUCCAGACAAUGGCCUCACUCAGUCCUGCCCGUGUUGUUAAUGUUAUGCGGCCCUCCACUCUGGCCUCCGCACCUGCUCAUAAGUCAUCGUGGACUUCCAGUUCAAAAACUACGUCCAAGGAGGUACAAAUGGCUGAGGUUCUACGACUUUGCAUCCGCCUCAUUGAUGAGAAUUCUCUUUCACGUUUAAUCCUACCUUUGAUGGAGUUGAUUCGUGCCGGUGGUGGGACGGGGGCUUCUGCUGGUGGGGGAGGAAGCAGUGCCAGCGGUGGUUCUCGAGGCACCAGUGCGAACUCGGUGGCCGCGGUGGCAACCGCCACCUGCAUUUUCCUUUCGCAUCUCGCCCUUUCCUCAUCUACUCUUAUCAGUCAACCUUCUCCUCAAUUACACCCCAGUGAUGACGGAGCAGACCCUUCGAGGUCUUUUUCUCAGCAAACCACCACACGAAGCUCAGGUCGUGUCAUUUCCCUCCUUGCACAGCACACCGGCAAGCUGCUUGCUGCUCUGUUGGGGGCCCUGCCUGGAGCCGGACGACAAUUGGACAGUCUGGGAAGGAAGACAGUGCAAGAAGAGAUGGCCCAGGCCGUUGCUCUUUUGUUGCGCUUUGCAAAGGACACGAGUGUGGCGAAGGUUUUCAGCCGAGUCCGCUCGUGGUUCAUGGAGACCGGUGGCAAUGGCCAGUGUCUGGACAGCGCCUCGAGCAGCUGCAGCCAAUGGGCAUGUGUUCGUGUUAUGCACGCCAUUGCCCGCUGUUGUCCCGACCUCCUCUUUGCGCAUCCCGGUCUCACCCUGCCUCUCUCCGAGGCAGACGUGUUGCAAUUAGCUUCCAUUCCUUCGGGCACUGUAGGAGCGGAGCCUCCAAGUGCAUGUCUUACGAACUUCAAUCAGUCAUCUUCCGCCGUCUCUGGCUCAGUUGAUAACGAAGAUUUAGAUGCCCGUCGCGCACUGUGGCAGGAGACGUGGAAGGAAAUUCUUCCCGCUAGUCAUGUUGCCACCGCUACCUCUCGGUCCCACUUUUGUCUCGCGGGUGGUGUCACAGCUGCUGCUGUUUGCCCCCUUGCCGACCUCCUCAAGCCGCCUCUUCUAACUGCCUUCGUUUCCUCACUCUCUGAAGCUCUUCUCAGAUCACCUUCUUGGUUCGUGCGAAAUCAGGCCGCCCUUGCGCUUCUCUCGGUAUCUGCUGCGAUAGUCUCGCAGCCUAUGUUCAUGCUCACCACCGUGGCGUCUUCGCUGGCACGCGAUGUAGCCGGAUUCGCACAGAGCAACUCACCGAAUGACGUCGCCUCGUCGUCGAAUCGUGCCACGUCGGCGGCGCCACCUUUGCCUUCCGAGUGUCUUGAUCAAGGAGAUGAAGACGAGGAGUGUGAUGAAGAUGAUGCUGAGGGGGAAGAGGAAGACGACGACGACGACGACGAUGAAGACGACGAGGAGGAGGAGGAAGAAGAAACUGUAUUUUUGAUUUGGAAUGAGCUGGUUCGUGUGCUUGCGUCUGCACUGAAAGAAACCGGUGCAUGGGCCGGCAAAGUUUAUCUCCUACGUGCUGCUCGAAUGCUGUCUCAGGCUGCCCUUGAGCGCGAGUUUGCAUUAGAAGAUCCAAGUAAUGAACUUAUCAGUGAGAUCUGGGCCGUUUUAAUACGCGAAACGCGUUCCGGCCGAGCUGAAUUCGCUGGCCCUGGCUACCAGGCGGAGGCAUUUUUGGCGCUCUCCAACUUCGCUGAAGCCUGUAGUCGCGAUGCCUCGGGCCUGACCGACAUGGACGGUAAGGACGAUCGUCUCACACGCCUGUUGCGUCUAAUCCUUCCCAAUGGCAUCCCAGACGCCGGAGAACACCAAUCCUCUUCCAAGAAGGGCAGGCAGACUCAAUUCCAGAUAUCUUCUGAGUUAACAGAAACUGAACUCGAAUUGGCUAUUAGAGCUUUGGGCAUAAUGUGGCCUCUCCAGCCUCGACAAGCCCAUCUUGAUCGCUUUGUUGAUACCCUGCGCCACAUGAACUUUUUACUGACACAAGGUGGCUGGCGUAUUCAGGCGGCUGCUCUCGCCAGUAUACUCGCGAUGUUCGCAAAAUUAACAAACGAACAAAGUGAGCAACUAGUGAAGAAGGCCUCGGAGGGCAAAGGGAAAGUGGUCGAACAGUUGGGUCUGAAGGACCUCGUGACUCGUCUCAAGCGCUGCGUCGAAAACACAAAAUCACAGGUUUUACGUGAGCACGCUCUUGGCACGAUCGCCAGCAUCAUACGACAUCGAGGCUGCCUUACCUUCAACUACAUCCACUCGACGUUGAUCAUGUUACACAUUUCAGAGAGUGCCGUUUAG